AUGUUGAAUCAAGCUGCAGUUGAAGGAAAAUUUGGGUUUCAUCCCAAAUACGAGAAAGUUCAGCUUACCCACCUAAGCUUCGCAGACGACAUUCUGGUUUUCACAGUCGGUACAGAAGCAUCGCUGAAUGGAGUGUUGACAGUGAUGUAUCAGUUUGCGAGUAUGUCGGGACUUCAGAUCAAUGCCACCAAGUCAUCAAUCUUGGUUGCGGGUCCAAAUAGUCACCUCCUUAACCAUGCUGCGAGUGCGAGAGGCAUUCAGGUUGAUCACCUGCCUAUUUGUUAUCUAGGCAUGCCUUUGACAUAUAAGGUUUGGAGCAAAACCGACUACGAACCGCUAAUAGACCAGCUCCGCAAAAAGUUCUUGUCUUGGACGCAUAUAGCUCUUUGUUUCGCAGGCCGGUUGCAGUUAAUCAAAACUGCUAUCACUAGUACAGUGAACUUUUGGAGCUCUGCUUUUCUAUUACCCAAAGGCUGUAUUGAUACCAUCGAAAGCAUGUGCAGUGCUUUUCUGUGGUCAGGGUCGCCAACAGUCACUCAUAAAGCAAAAGUGGCAUGGGAAGAUGUUUGCACUCCUAAGGAAGAAGGAGGGUUGGGUUUCUUUUGGGUGGCAUGGACUAAAGAGUAUCUAUUAAAACAUGGGUCUUAUUGGGAUGUGCGAGAUGGCUCCUUAGGCUCUUGGGCUUGGCGUAAACUCCUUAAGUUGAGGCCCUUGGCUUAUGAUUGCUUGAGACUAUUGAAUCAAACAGUGGAGAUUGGCGUAUGGUACCUGGCGGUCCCUCGUUCUGCUACUAUCUCUGAUGUGGUAUGUGAGUCUGGUUGGAAGAUCCGUGCAAGAGGGCAUCAGCAGUUCCCUGAAGUUUAUGAAAAACAGAAUGCAACGCAGGUGCCUAACCACCACGCUGGGGAGGACAUUGUGCUCUGGAGAACAUGGCCUGAUGAUUUCAAAGCCUCUUUCUCUUCCGCUAAGACCUGGAAUUACCUGCGAGACAAAAGAGUUGAGGUUGCGUGGAGGAAGUUGGCUUGGUUUCCUCAGGCAGUACCACGACAUGCAUUUAUGGCCUGGCUUGCAUUUAGAGACCGAUUGUCUACUGGGGAUAGAAUGAGGAGCUGGGGAAGGCUGCUUGGAGGUGCCAUUACGCCUGACCGGACUGAUACCGUAGCAUCUCUUAUGCUCCCUGCUCGUACUCGACAUGAUCAUGUUCUAAAGAUGAUGGUGUUUCAGACAGUCCUCUACUCUGUCUGGAAAGAACGAAACUCGCGGAGGCAUGGAGGAGUCUGGGUCACGACGGAGAAGAUCACUCGAACUAUUGAUAAGCAGAUUAGGAACCGGAUCUCAUCUCUUCGUUAUGUUAAAAAUCAUCCGCUAGAGGGACUAAUGAGAAGAUGGUUUGAAGUGUCCUAG
Messenger RNA from Brassica napus (rape), 1404 nucleotides. RefSeq lists its product as uncharacterized. NCBI's taxonomy places the organism in Eukaryota, Viridiplantae, Streptophyta, Magnoliopsida, Brassicales, Brassicaceae. The record is from RefSeq and is a predicted model, not a curated record. The transcript has 4 exons. The coding region runs from base 1 to 1404 and encodes 467 amino acids.